GCCGUGAUGCUUGCAGCACACCACUGCGGUGCGCUUUGUCUUGAAAUAUAACCACGGGACCGCUGCCUCAGAUGACGCUUUGGUGUGCUCCCUUCCCAUCCCCACUGCGCUUGUAUCGCAUGCUGAUGGACCCCACAGAACCUCCUGGUAGAGCUCGAUGCAGCGGCUGUUGUGUACUGUCCGAGGAUGACGAUUUGAUAUGCCACCUGGCGACCUGCCUGUCAAUGAACCCAUUAAAACCGUGACAGUGACCA
Molecule: messenger RNA, 254 nt
Organism: Baudoinia panamericana UAMH 10762
Lineage: Eukaryota; Fungi; Ascomycota; Dothideomycetes; Mycosphaerellales; Teratosphaeriaceae
Exons: 1
Coding region: 72-245 (57 amino acids)
Source: RefSeq, a predicted model, not a curated record